CUGAUCUCUUUCAUGUCCCCCACAGGGACCAGCACAGCUUUUUUUUCAUAAGGAGGGGGAUCAGGCAAUCUCCCUGCUCAGGAGAUUAUAGGGUGUAGGGGAAAUAAGGCAGUGCCAGAUAGAAAUUGCUAGACUGCAUAAUGGACAUUGCUAAGAAGGCCCUGAAGGAUGAUGGACCACCAACUGGGCCACGCUGGAGGGGUUGGGAGCAUGACCAGGGCAGAGCUUGGGGGUGUGAAGGAGUGCUGGACGCCAAGGGGAGGUGGCAUCUGAAAGGUGGUAGGAUUUGGGCAAGAGGAGGAGAAGGAAAGAAGCACCCUAAGUGGAGGCACUGUAGGAGCAAAGGCCCCUGAGACGUGGGACAGCCCUGGGUACUAGAGUGGGCAUGCCCCACUGAGUGGAGCAAAGAAUAGGAGAGGACGUUAGGAAGUGAGUGGAAAAUAGUAUCAAAACAAGUUCACGGCCAUAUGUGCUGGAAGGCCUGAACCAGCCCUGAAUCACUUAAAAUUUGAAAGUUUAGGGAUGCUUGAAAUAUACUAAUUUCACAAAAAUGACUAAAAGUGCAAAAAAUCUCCUACAAACUCAACAGUUGCAGCCACUGGGUCGAAGAGCAAAGGCAGGCGAGCACAUGGCUGGUGACAGGGGCAUGCCGCUCGCCUUGUUCGUGAACACACAGCCUGCCCUGCUCUUUGGGGUUGAGCCAUGCUCAUCACCAAGUUCUCCUCUGAAUGCACAGUCAGCGACAGCCACUCCCAUUGUUUCCCUUACUCUGAUCUUGAAGGGAGGCAGAGCAGUGGUUAUCAUCCUACUUUGCAGAUGAGGCAUCUGAGGUCCAGGGAGGAGAGCAAUACAUUCAAGUCCUUCAGAGCCUGAUGGCUCCAAGCUGGGGGACCCAUUUACUCCUAAGCCCAAUGCCCAUGGAGUUGCUAGGCCUGCUCACCCCUGGGGCCUCUGAGCUAGAAGGCUGCCUCUUAGGCCACAAAGGAUCUGGCAAGGAUGAAGAAAUGGGGGAGCUCAGAUUCAGGGGAGUCUGAGGACCCACCCCAAGAGGACUCCUGCCCAGACCCCCUGGAUGGAGACCCUAAUUCCAGGCCAGCUCCAGCCAAGCCCCACUUCUUCCCCACGGCUAAGAGCCGCAGCCGGCUUUUUGGAAAGUGUGACUCAGAGGAGGCUUCUCCUAUGGAUUGCUUUUAUGAAGAAGGUCAGUUAGCCUCCUGCCCAGCCAUCACAGUCAGCCCUGUUGUCAUCAUCCAGAAGCAUGAGGAUGGCCCCACCUGUGCCAGGCAGCCGUCCCAGGACUCUGUCACUGCCAGGUCUGAGAAGAGCCUGAAGCUCUAUGACCGCAGGAAGAUCUUCGAAGCUGUUGCUCAGAAUGACUGUGAGGAGCUGCAGAGCCUGCUGCUGUUCCUGCAGAGGAGCAAGAAGCAUCUCAUGGACAGCGAGUUCAAAGACCCAGAGACAGGGAAGACCUGUCUGCUGAAAGCCAUGCUCAACCUGCACGAUGGGCAGAACGCCACCAUCCCCCUGCUCCUGGAGAUCGCUCGGCAGACAGACAGCCUGAAGGAGUUUGUCAACGCCAGCUACACUGACAGCUACUACAAGGGCCAGACGGCCCUGCACAUUGCCAUUGAGAGGAGGAACAUGGCACUAGUGACCCUCCUGGUGGAGAAUGGGGCAGACGUCCAGGCUGCAGCCAAUGGAGACUUCUUUAAGAAAACCAAAGGGCGGCCUGGCUUCUACUUUGGUGAGCUGCCCCUCUCCUUGGCUGCAUGCACCAACCAGCUGGGCAUUGUGAAGUUCCUGCUGCAGAAUUCUUGGCAGCCAGCAGACAUCAGCGCCAGGGACUCAGUGGGCAACACAGUGCUGCACGCGCUGGUAGAGGUGGCCGACAACACAGCGGACAACACCAAAUUUGUGACAAGCAUGUACAAUGAAAUUCUGAUCCUAGGGGCCAAGCUCCACCCUACACUGAAGCUGGAGGAGCUCACCAACAAGAAGGGACUGACACCACUGGCUCUGGCUGCCAGUAGUGGGAAAAUUGGGGUCUUGGCCUAUAUUCUCCAGAGGGAGAUCCAGGAGCCUGAGUGCAGGCAUCUGUCCAGGAAGUUCACUGAAUGGGCGUAUGGGCCCGUGCACUCCUCGCUCUAUGACUUGUCCUGCAUCGACACUUGUGAGAAGAACUCGGUGCUAGAGGUGAUCGCCUACAGCAGCAGUGAGACCCCUAACCGCCACGACAUGCUUCUGGUGGAACCGCUGAACCGACUCCUGCAGGACAAGUGGGACAGAUUUGUCAAGCGCAUCUUCUAUUUCAACUUCCUCGUCUACUGCUUGUAUAUGAUCAUCUUCACCACAGCAGCCUACUACAGGCCUGUGGAUGGCUUGCCUCCCUAUAAGCUGAAACACACCGUCGGGGACUAUUUCCGAGUCACUGGUGAGAUUCUUUCUGUAUCAGGGGGAGUCUACUUUUUCUUCCGAGGGAUUCAGUAUUUCCUGCAGAGGCGGCCAUCACUGAAGACCUUGUUUGUCGACAGCUACAGUGAGAUGCUUUUUUUUGUGCAGUCACUGUUCAUGCUGGGGACCGUGGUGCUGUACUUCUGCCACCACAAGGAGUACGUGGCCUCCAUGGUGUUCUCCCUGGCCAUGGGCUGGACCAACAUGCUCUACUACACCCGAGGCUUCCAGCAGAUGGGCAUCUAUGCUGUUAUGAUUGAGAAGAUGAUCCUGAGAGACCUGUGCCGUUUCAUGUUUGUCUACCUUGUUUUUUUGUUCGGGUUUUCCACAGCGGUGGUGACACUGAUUGAGGAUGGGAAGAAUAACUCUGUGCCAGCUGAGUCCACAUUGCACAGGUGGCGAGGGCCUGGCUGCCGGCCACCGGAUAGCUCCUACAACAGCCUGUAUUCCACGUGUCUGGAGCUCUUCAAGUUCACCAUUGGUAUGGGCGACCUGGAGUUCACCGAGAACUAUGACUUCAAGGCUGUCUUCAUCAUCUUGUUGCUGGCUUACGUGAUUCUCACCUAUAUCCUUCUGCUUAACAUGCUCAUUGCCCUCAUGGGUGAGACUGUCAACAAGAUUGCGCAGGAGAGCAAGAACAUCUGGAAGCUCCAGAGAGCUAUCACCAUCCUGGACACGGAGAAGAGCUUCCUUAAGUGUAUGAGGAAGGCCUUCCGCUCAGGCAAGCUGUUGCAAGUGGGGUACACACCUGAUGGCAAGGAUGACUACAGGUGGUGUUUCAGGGUGGAUGAGGUCAACUGGACCACCUGGAACACCAAUGUAGGUAUCAUCAAUGAAGACCCGGGCAACUGCGAGGGCAUCAAGCGCACCCUGAGCUUCUCCCUGCGGUCAGGCAGAGUUUCAGGAAGAAACUGGAAGAACUUUGCCCUGGUUCCCCUUUUAAGAGACACAAGUACAAGAGACAGGCACCCUGCCCAGCCGGAGGAAGUUCAUCUGAGGCACUUUGCAGGGUCCCUCAAGCCAGAAGAUGCUGAGGUCUUCAGGGAUCCUGUUGCUUUAGGGGAGAAGUGAGGGACCCCUCUAAGGACUCUUAACACUGUUGGGCCUCAGAAUAUCCCACAGUGUAGGGAAAAAUCGGGCACUGUCAGCAGCCUGGCCUGGUCUGUGCCUGCCUAGGCACCGUCCUCACCUGCUCCGGACAAGCUGCAGGAAGCAUUGUUGGAUGCGUGGGAAGAAAUAGUCAUCCAACCUUCACUGUCCCCAAGUGAAUCUCCCUCCAGGAAAGGAGUUUGCUCUCAUAUUUUUACUGACUUUGUUAAGUAUCAUGAAUGAUAAAUCUUUGUGUGGACAUAUGUGAUGCCCCUGUUUUGUUUUAUUUUAUAUUACUAGGAGUAAAAGUAAAUGAAGCCCAGGAAAACACCUCUUAGAACAAAACAGAGCAUGUCCUUUGAUGUAAAAUGCUGAAGCUGUUCUCUGUUGUGUGUUAAAUACCUCCCCUGAACAGAAUGGUCUAGGGAUGAUGUCAUUUAUUCCUAGGAGAAGGUGGGGGAGGCUGGCCCUAUUUCCAGCUCUGCCAGAAUCAGGUUUUGCCAGAGUGACCUCCGCCUUCUGUGUGAUACAUCACAGUUCAAAAACAUUAGCUCUAUUGCUAUUCAGAUAAAAGUACCGAACCAUGUCUCAGAAGCACGUGGCAAGAAUUUUUUAAUGAUCUUCCGUUUGUGGUGACCAUAGUCCUGCUCCCCUGCAGUGGUACAUACUUCCGCCUCCAUCCAUCCUGUCACUCAUCAAAUAAAUAAGUAAAUAAGUAAAAAAAUAAA
This is a messenger RNA of Ailuropoda melanoleuca (giant panda), 4268 nucleotides long. It is a transcript of the gene TRPV1, whose product is annotated as transient receptor potential cation channel subfamily V member 1. NCBI's taxonomy places the organism in Eukaryota, Metazoa, Chordata, Mammalia, Carnivora, Ursidae. Gene Ontology annotation, cellular component: plasma membrane. The record is from RefSeq and is a predicted model, not a curated record. The transcript is spliced from 16 exons. Gene Ontology annotation, biological process: calcium ion import across plasma membrane. Gene Ontology annotation, molecular function: calcium channel activity; protein binding. The coding region runs from base 997 to 3522 and encodes 841 amino acids.